AUGAAUGUGACUCCGGAGGUGGACAUUUUCAAGAACGACAGCUACAACGUGAGCAACGGUCUCGACUGCGGCGGCGAGUUACACUCGUACAGGGUAUGGGAGCGCGUGGUGAUCGUCAUAAUCGCCGUAGUCCUCAGCCUGACCACCGUGAUCGGUAACAUAAUGGUGAUGAUAUCGUUCAAGAUCGACAAGCAGCUGCAGACGAUCUCCAACUACUUCUUGUUCAGCCUGGCGGUGGCCGAUUUCGCCAUCGGUUUGAUCUCCAUGCCUCUGUUCACGGUGUACACGGUGCUUGGCUACUGGCCCCUCGGACCACACGUAUGCGACACCUGGCUGGCGUUGGAUUAUCUGGCGAGCAACGCGUCGGUGCUGAACCUGCUUAUCAUCAGCUUCGACAGGUACUUCUCCGUGACGAGGCCGCUCACCUAUCGCGCCAAGAGAACCACUUCCAAGGCAGCCAUCAUGAUC
Molecule: messenger RNA, 468 nt
Organism: Heterotrigona itama
Lineage: Eukaryota; Metazoa; Arthropoda; Insecta; Hymenoptera; Apidae
Source: the annotation of a GenBank genome assembly